AUGUCCAGUUCCAACAGAACCAUCUUCACCAACCCCUCCACCUUCAUCCUGAUGGGCAUCCCUGGCCUGGAGGCAGCUCAUAUCUGGGUCUCCAUCCCCUUCUGUGCCAUUUACGUCAUAACCAUCUUGGCAAAUUUCACCAUCCUAUACAUUGUGAAGACAGAGCCGAGCCUCCAUGAGCCCAUGUAUUAUUUCCUCUGCAUGCUGGCCGUCACCGACCUGGUCCUGUCCACAUCCACCCUGCCCACAAUGCUGAGCAACUUCUGGUUCAAUGACAGGGAGAUCGGUUUCAGUGCCUGCCUCACCCAGCUGUACUUUGUUCACUGCUUCUCUGCGAUUGAGUCUGGGAUCUUCGUGGCCAUGGCCUUAGAUCGCUACGUGGCCAUCUGUAAUCCCCUGAGACAUUCCACCAUCCUGACAAACCCUGUGGUGGCCAAAAUCGGUUUGGCCGUGCUUCUGAGUGGUGGCGUACUUGCAUUACCCUACCCCUUCCUGGCAAGGCAGUGGCCAUAUUGCAGAACCAACAUCAUCCCCUACACGCACUGUGAGCACAUAGCUGUGGUGAACCUGGCCUGUGCCGACAUCCGCAUCAGUAGUUACUACGGCCUCUCGGUGCUACUCUGUAUAAAUGGUCUGUAUGUGAUUUUGAUCGCUGUGUCCUACACCCAGAUCCUCAGGGCCAUCUUCCGCCUCCCCACAAAGGACGCCCGGCUCAAGACUUUUGGCACUUGUGUCUCCCACCUCUGUGCCAUCUUAGCUUUCUACAUCCCAACUUACUUCUCCUCCCUCUCGCAGCGGUUUGGUCACAAUUUGCCCCUCUCUUUUCAUGUUCUCCUUGCCAACGUGUACCUCCUGGUGCCCCCCAUGCUGAACCCCAUCAUCUAUGGGGUGAGGACCAAGCAGAUCCGAGACAGGCUCUUCUGA
This is a messenger RNA of Pelodiscus sinensis (Chinese soft-shelled turtle), 924 nucleotides long. Lineage: Eukaryota; Metazoa; Chordata; Testudines; Trionychidae. The record is from RefSeq and is a predicted model, not a curated record.